UUUACGAAUAAUGACGCUAAAAAUUUAGCACGUGGAUUGCAAAACUGCGUCCAGUUAAAAGUUUUUCGCAUUACUAGAAGUGACAUGAAUUGUCAAAGAGUAAAAUAUAUUCUUCGAGGAUUACAAGAUAAUAAAAAAAUUGAAACUUUAGACUUCAGCCAUUGUAAAAUAGGUGAUGAUGGUGCAUCAUCCAUUGCGAAGUUUAUUUCGAAAAAAGAUAAAUUAAGAAAUCUAAUUUUAGCGGAUAAUGUGUUUGGUCCAUAUGGGAUUGAAAAUAUAUCACAUGUACUUAAUCAUACUAGUUGUGGUAUACGUACAUUGGAUUUAAGGUUGAAUAAUAAACUUGGAUCUGAAGGGAUUGCUCAUAUAGCAGUGGCGAUAGCAAGAGGAUGCAAUCUCACUUCUUUAAAUAUUUCAGGAUGUGGAAUAAAAUCUGCCCCAUUACAAAAACCUCCAGCAGGUGUGUGGUCUACUAUGAAUGCUGAAAAUCCACCUACAUGUGGAGAUCUUCUGGCAAGAGCAAUAGGAUUAGUAAAAACACCUUUGAGGCAUCUAGACAUUAGCGUUAAUGAAAUUGGAUCCCCCAGUGACAGUAAUUUGUCAAAUGCAAUUUGUCUAAGCUAUUUAAUUGAUAUAAACUUGAAAAGAUCCGGCAUGGGAUCCAUUCCUAUGGCAAUCGCCGAGGCAGCUGCGGCCGCUCAAAGAUUGAGAAGAGAAUCUGAAAAGGGUAUUAGAUUUAGACGAAGUGCAGGUAGACUAGUUCAAGCACGUAGAGUUGUUAAGGGAAUGAAUAUCGACGCCGACCCAUUACUUUUAGCGCAACAGCUAUCAGCAAGACCAUCUAUUGUAUCUAUAGCAUCUGAGGAAGGAUAUUUCAGUGUACAAACACAACCUCUUCCCACAGAAUUCGGUUUUGUUCCUUCUGUGAAAAGCCCAUUACCGUCAUCACGUAAUUCAUCUGGACCUCCUACAUCAAGAAGAUCAAGUCAUCAUGUUAUUUUGGAACCUGUCCAGGAAAUUCUACGUGCUACUCUAGUUCGUCGCAAAUCUGAUGGAUCACUUUUACAGCCAAGAUGUAAUAAUACUGAACGACAUAUAAAAAUUUAUGUUUCAAAUAAUAAUUCUGAUAUAUAAUAAUGAGAAUAAUCGUGUAAUAAAUCAUUAAA
Melitaea cinxia (Glanville fritillary) is the source of this 1166-nucleotide messenger RNA. RefSeq lists its product as uncharacterized. Lineage: Eukaryota; Metazoa; Arthropoda; Insecta; Lepidoptera; Nymphalidae. The record is from RefSeq and is a predicted model, not a curated record. Gene Ontology annotation, molecular function: GTPase activator activity; small GTPase binding. Gene Ontology annotation, biological process: nucleocytoplasmic transport; activation of GTPase activity. The transcript is spliced from 8 exons. Gene Ontology annotation, cellular component: cytosol; perinuclear region of cytoplasm; nucleus. The coding region runs from base 85 to 1134 and encodes 349 amino acids.